This is a messenger RNA of Populus euphratica (Euphrates poplar), 2001 nucleotides long. RefSeq names its product pyridoxin (pyrodoxamine) 5'-phosphate oxidase. Gene Ontology annotation, biological process: pyridoxine biosynthetic process. The coding region runs from base 77 to 1708 and encodes 543 amino acids. The record is from RefSeq and is a predicted model, not a curated record. Lineage: Eukaryota; Viridiplantae; Streptophyta; Magnoliopsida; Malpighiales; Salicaceae. The transcript has 14 exons. Gene Ontology annotation, molecular function: FMN binding; pyridoxamine phosphate oxidase activity.
CGUGCUAACGAUCGAAGCAAAGGAUCGAUUCCAUCAGGGAAUUCUAGAAGAAUCAUGUGGGCAGCGGGCAAUAACAAUGACGAUGGUGAUUCGAAAGAGUAGCAGUAGAGCAAUGACAUGCUUAUUUCUAUCUCAAUUACUUCCUCCCACGCUCUCUCACCAUAACCACUCCUUUUCCAUUUACAAAUCCUGUCGCUCUCUCUCUAAAACUCCCUCGGAUUUUCUAGGUUCAAUCUGGUGUCCCACAGUCUGUGCAGCUCGUACAAUUCGUUCAUUUAGUUCAAAAUUCAGCGAAUCCAGCACCACCGCAAGAAUGCAAAAUUCAGAGUCCAUAUCAUACCUAACUCAGCGAGAAGCUGCUGAAGUCGAUGAGAUUCUCAUGGGCCCGCUCGGCUUCAGCGUCGAUCAGUUGAUGGAAUUGGCUGGAUUGAGUGUUGCUACUUCAAUAGCCGAGGUGUAUAAACCUAGCGAAUACAGUCGUGUUCUUGCAAUCUGCGGUCCAGGGAAUAAUGGCGGUGAUGGUUUAGUGGCAGCUCGUCACUUGCAUCAUUUUGGAUACAAACCUUCCGUUUGUUAUCCAAAACGGACUCAAAAACCUCUUUAUAAUGGUCUUGUUACUCAGUUGGAAUCACUGUCAGUCCCUUUCCUUUCAGUGGAGGAUUUGCCUGUGGAUUUGUCUGAAGAUUUUGACAUUCUAGUAGAUGCAAUGUUCGGGUUCUCAUUCCAUGGUUCCCCAAGACCACCUUUUGAUGACCUAAUCCAGAAGCUGGUGCAAUUGUGUAAUUUUGCUCAAAAUCACCAAAAAUCCACUGUAAUUGUGUCUGUGGAUAUUCCAUCUGGAUGGCAUGUUGAAGAGGGUGAUGUUAGCGGUGAGGGAGUUAAGCCUGAUAUGUUGGUUUCUUUGACUGCUCCAAAAUUGUGCGCAAAGAAAUUUACUGGUCCACACCACUUUCUAGGGGGUAGAUUUGUCCCACCAUCUAUUGCGGACAAAUUUAAGCUGCAUCUUCCACCUUAUCCAGGAACUUCCAUGUGUGUCAGGAUUGGAAAGCCUCUACAAAUUGAUAUAUCAGCUCUCAGACAAAACUAUAUUUCUCCAGAAUUGCUUGAGGAGCAGGUGGCAGCUGACCCCAUUGAUCAGUUUCGUAAAUGGUUUGACGAAGCAUUGACUGCUGGGUUGAGGGAACCAAAUGCUAUGGCCCUGUCAACUGUUGGAAAGGAUGGAAAACCCUCAUCAAGAAUUGUGUUGUUGAAAGGAGUUGACAAGGAUGGGUUUGUUUGGUACACCAAUUAUGAAAGUCAAAAGGCGCAUGAAUUAUCUGAAAAUCCCCAAGCAUCACUCCUCUUCUACUGGGAUGGUCUUAAUCGGCAGGUACGAGUGGAAGGAUCUGUGCAGAAAGUUCCUGAUGAGGAAUCAGAACAGUACUUUCAUAGCCGUCCUCGAGGGAGUCAAAUUGGAGCAAUAGCUAGCAAGCAGAGUACUAUAAUCCCUGGACGGCAUAUUCUGCACCAAACAUACAAAGAAUUAGAGGAAAAAUAUUCUGAUGGAAGUUUGAUUCCAAAACCUAAACACUGGGGAGGGUACAGGCUUAAACCACAACUUUUCGAGUUUUGGCAAGGACAGCAGUCUCGUUUACAUGACAGGUUGCAGUAUAUUCCUCAAGAAAUUGACAGAAAGCUAGUUUGGAAGAUUGUGCGGUUAGCUCCCUGACUAGUACUUCCAGCUUCCUCAUUGUGAAGCUUGUCAUUCAUGAUGUCAUGGUACUUUGUUAUCUGUUGCCCGUGUUUAGUUAUUUUGGUACAAGUAGCAAAUAGUAUAAUUAUGUUCUCUGUCUUUUCUGUUUAUUUGAUUGUGUUGCUAGACUUCCAAAAGUCUUGUUAGUAUACCCAGGAACAUAAAUUCUUAUUCAGCGAGGAACCUUGUACCGUAAAUUUUGAUCUUGGAUCGCAGAUCUAUUGGCGAAAUAAUUGAAGUGAAAGGCAUGGGUCGAGGUUGGGUUUAAA